AUGAACGGCUUCAAUCUCUUAAUAUGUGCAAUUUCAUUUCUUUCAUUGGAGACCAUUGAUGUAGAGGGUUAUUUAGGUAUGAAUUGGGGAAGGUUGGCAACACAAAGAAUGAUACCAUCCAUGGUGGUUGACUUGUUGAUGCAAAACAAGAUCAAUUACGUGAAGCUUUUCAGUACAAGUGACAAUGUCUUGGAAGCCUUUUCAGUGACUGACAUUGGACUGGAAGUCACAAUGCCUAAUGUACAUACACAGAAGCUGAAAAAUCAAGCUGAUGUGAACGACUGGGUGGUUCAGAUUAUUGUAAGGCAUCCCAAUGUCCAUUACACAUUAGAUAUGAAGGGAUCUUGUUCAAAGGAGGAAGAUGGUUUGCAAGUUUUGAGCGACUUGUCAAACAAGGAAGAUGGGUUCCAGCCAUUAUCGACAAGAUUUCCCAAUCAAACAUAUCCCGAAGCUAUUCAGAGCUACAAUGCUCCAAUUGGACUAGAUGUUUUCCCACUCCUGAGUGUUAAUGAUCUGUUCAACGGUGACACCGAAUUUACAUUUUUUGAGCACAAAUCCACCUCAGUUUUCAAAGACAGGGACAAGACCUACUCCAAUGGUUUUGAGGUUAUGUAUGAUAUGUUCGAUGUUGCAUUAGAGAAAGUGGGGUGUCCAAACAUGACAAUCAUUAUAGAUGCAAUUGGAUGGCCAACAGAUGGAAUAAAAGAUGGGAACAUCCCAAAUGCACAGAGAUUCCAUCAGGGCUUAGCUAAAUUUGUAGCAAGUAAGAAAGGAACUCCUCGACGUCCUGGUCCAGUUGAUGUUUACAUCCGUAAUUUGUGGACUACGUUUUCUUAA
This is a messenger RNA of Coffea eugenioides, 837 nucleotides long. RefSeq names its product glucan endo-1,3-beta-glucosidase 5-like. Gene Ontology annotation, cellular component: plasma membrane. The record is from RefSeq and is a predicted model, not a curated record. Gene Ontology annotation, molecular function: hydrolase activity, hydrolyzing O-glycosyl compounds. Lineage: Eukaryota; Viridiplantae; Streptophyta; Magnoliopsida; Gentianales; Rubiaceae. Gene Ontology annotation, biological process: carbohydrate metabolic process. The coding region runs from base 1 to 837 and encodes 278 amino acids. The transcript is spliced from 4 exons.